UCUUCUUCAUUUUUCUUCAUUGACAUUCUUAUCAUUCACACGUGCUGUUUACGUUUGUUUUUUACUUCGAAAAUAACAUUUAAAAUCCAUUAAACUCACAAAAAAUGGAUAAAAUCAAAUUACAAAGUCAUUAUAGCGAUGACGAUCAAUACGAACCCACCGAUUCCGAUGAAGAUUAUAGCGAAGAAGAGAAAGAAUUAUUGCAAGAAGUGCGAAAAGGUCGGGUCCGGGAUAAAUCUAAACAGAAUGAGGUACUGGCUUUUACAGAAUCCGAGGAGGAAGAGGAUGAUGAUGAUGGCGCCGAUGCCGGUGACGAUAAUGAGGAGGAUGAAGAUGAAAUGGGUUUGGCUGACAGUGACAUAGAAGGAGCUGAACAGAAUGAAGAUGAUUUACCCGACACAAAAUAUUGGGGUAAAAAAUCCAGUGCCUACUACAACACCGAUUUUGUUGAUCAGGAUUACAGCACUUACAAUGAGAAGGAAGAGGAGCUUGCACAAUUGGAGGGAGAAGAAGCCAAGGCCAUACAACUGCGUCUGGCCAAACAACUUAAGGAGGCCGACUUUGAAUUGGAUGAUACCUUUAAAAAAUUAAAAAAGAGCAAAAAGGCGACCGUCGCAGAUGAAGAGAAAAGUACAUUGCUUAAGGCUGAUUUCUCUGGACUAAGUAAGAGAGAGCGCUUGGAAUUAUUUGAGAAGGAUUCUCCAGAAUUUGCUGGUCUCGUUGGUGACUUCGAAGGUUAUUUGGAAGAGGUACAACAAUUACAUGCUCCCGUUUUGAAUUAUGUUCGUGAAAACAAUGUGCCCAUGAUUCCGGCUUUGCAAUUUGCCCAACAUUAUCAAAAUAUUGCUUUGACAUAUUGCAGUAAUUUGGCUUUUUAUCUGUUAUUAAAAGCCAAUAGAUCCUCCAUACAGAAUCAUCCAAUUAUCCAGAGAUUAAUGCAAUUGAAAAAGCUGCUCAACCAAUUGAAUGAUAAACAUGAAAAUAUCAUAAAACCACAAUUGGAAGCACUUUUGGAACGUAUACAAGAUGGUGAUGUAUUUGAGGUAUUGGAAAUGAAAAAGGAAGAGCCCAAACAGGAUCAAGGUAGGAAGACGAAACGUGUAAAGAAUCAAGGCAAGUUGGGUAUAUUGUCGGGACUGGAUGACACUGAAGAAGAACCCAAAAAGAAGAAAUUGAAAACAAGAGAUCAUGAUGAUGAUGACGACGAGGAAGAUGAUGCACAAGAUUUAGCAACCUUGGCCCAAAUGUCAUCAGACGACGACGAUGAUGAUGGAGGAGAAGAUGCCCAGGACGGGGAGGAAGAGUAUGAAGAAGGUGAAGAUGGCGAAUCUCGCCGUGGUAUCACAUAUCAAAUUGCCAAGAAUAAGGGUCUCACACCACAUCGUAAAAAGGAACAGCGUAAUCCUCGUGUCAAACAUCGUGGUAAAUAUCGCAAGGCACUGAUACGACGCAAGGGUGCCGUACGCACAGUACGCAAAGAGACCUCACGUUAUGGUGGUGAAAUUUCUGGUAUUAAGGCCACCGUUAGUAAGAGUAUUAAGUUUAAGUCUUAAUUUGAUAAAUAUGUAAUGUAAAUAUAAUUUGUUAUAUUUUAUAUAUAUCUCUAAAUUAGUAAAAAAAUAAAGAAGAUAAUUAAAA
Molecule: messenger RNA, 1638 nt
Organism: Musca domestica (house fly)
Lineage: Eukaryota; Metazoa; Arthropoda; Insecta; Diptera; Muscidae
Gene: Sas10
Product: something about silencing protein 10
Exons: 1
Coding region: 105-1553 (482 amino acids)
Biological process (GO): maturation of SSU-rRNA from tricistronic rRNA transcript (SSU-rRNA, 5.8S rRNA, LSU-rRNA)
Cellular component (GO): small-subunit processome; nucleolus
Source: RefSeq, a predicted model, not a curated record